Exophiala oligosperma is the source of this 4280-nucleotide messenger RNA. RefSeq lists its product as uncharacterized. Gene Ontology annotation, biological process: Golgi to plasma membrane transport; exocytosis. Gene Ontology annotation, cellular component: exocyst. The transcript has a single exon. Bases 82 to 3981 code for a protein of 1299 amino acids. NCBI's taxonomy places the organism in Eukaryota, Fungi, Ascomycota, Eurotiomycetes, Chaetothyriales, Herpotrichiellaceae. The record is from RefSeq and is a predicted model, not a curated record.
UUUUUUUUUUUUGCGAAUGGUCGAUACGCCAUGCGUAGCCAACCGUACUUGUGUUUUGUUUGUCUAACAGAGGUAUAGAAAAUGAGCAAUAAUCCCUACGCGCUCAACGGUUACGGAGGCCCAACUAAUGGCACCAACCCAUACGCUCCGACCAAUGUGUCCCAUUCUAUCUCCUCUGGUCGCUAUGCGGACCCGUACUUGAAUCGACAGAACAACUCUUCCUCCGCCUCCGUCAACAGUUUCGGAUCGCAAGAGCGGCGACGCAGAUCCAACCCCUAUGAACAGCGCGGGGAGCGAGACUCUCCUGCGCAGGGAUUACCGGGCAGAGUAGCUCCAGGAGGUGGAAGUGGUGGCGGGGGCUAUGGAGGAUCAGCGGGAGGAGGAGUAGGUGGUGGUGGUGGUUAUGGAGGAUUACCGCGCCCAAGAUAUGCAGAAGAGCCUCCUCCAAGAAACGACAAUGGUUAUGCCCGGGAAAGAGAGCCUCAGGCGUACGAGCAGAGACCGCAGAGGCCGCCGACUCGAGAUAGGGACAGAGUCAAUCAUGACCCGAGGUUUCGCGACAACCGAGAGGGCCGGUCUCCCAUGCCUCCACCUCCGACGAUGCCACCUACUACGAUGCCUAAGAAACCCUCCAUGACUAGCCUGAACGCGCCGAGCAGCCAGACGAAUGGCUACAGUAACCAGACCUACCCCCUUCCCGAGAAUGCGAACAGACAGUAUUCGCCGCGGAGGCCACAGAAGAGCAUGGACGAGAUCCUGCGACACAUUCAGUCAAGUUGGAAGGACAUGGAAGGCGACGAAUGCGUCCCCGUCAAGAUUGCCCUGAAGCUCAUGGAUCCAAGCUCGUUGGGCCUCAAGGACAAGGAGGAUGAUUUCUCCAGCACGCACGUUGAUUUGCAGAAGUGCCUCAAGUCGGUGGUGAACGAGCACUACGCCGACUUCAACAGUGCCGUCGGUACGUACCACAAGAUCCAAUCCGCCAUCCGGGAAAGCCAGAGUCGAGUGAGACAUCUCAAGGGAGGUCUGAUGAGCGUCAAGGGCGGCAUGUUGACCACGAGGCCUGAGUUGCGAGGGUUGGCCGAACAGUCCGGGGACCUGGACCACAUGCUAGUUAUCCUGAGCAAUAUCGAAUCCCUCAAGACCGUCCCGGGCAAACUCGAGGAGAAGAUUAGUGAAAAGAAAUUUCUCGGAGCCGUCGACCUGCUGAUGGACAGUCUCAAAGCCAUCACCAAGAGCGAACUCGAUGGCAUCGGAGCAAUCACGGACCUACGGAGUUACUUUAUCAACCAGGAAAGCACCCUACUAGACAUCUUGGUCGAAGAACUGCAUGACCACCUGUAUUUACGGAGUCCCUACUGCAAAGACAGAUGGAAGGGGAAGAAGGCCAAUGGCGAAGAUAGAGAGUCCAAGGACAACCUGAUGGGCAGCGUCAACGUCUGGGAUCGACCAUUCAUCCACUACCUGAACAGCGCCGAUAUCACCACGCCCAUGAUCGAAGACGCGUCAAAGAACCCCGAGGCCGACACUUUCUACUACAUCCACAUGAUUCUAGAGUCUCUGCACAAACUCGGCCAGCUCGGGGAAGCCGUGUCGCGGAUAGAGCAGAGGAUGCCAAUGGAGCUGUACAAGGUGGUGGAAAAGACCAACCACGACAUUGACGCCAAAUACCCGACCCAUCUCAGAGGACACGUCAACAAGGACGGCCGCAAAGUCAUGGCCCUGCAGGUCCACGACGCCCGAGCUCAGGUCCUCUCCGAUUUCCUCUGGACGCUGUACUCGAAGUUCGAGGCCAUCGCUGAGAGCCAUCGCGUGCUUCACGAGAUCAUAACCGGGAUCGCCUCGCGAGAGAAAUUGACCAAACCGGACAAGUAUACCAGCGGCUUCAAGGAGCUGUGGAAGCUGUACCAGAUGGAAAUGCGCUCCCUCUUGCACGACUACCUCGCCACCGACGGCGGCAUGACGCUACGCUCCGGCCUCAACACGACGACGAGCACGGACAUCUUCGCCCGCCCGACACGGGACAAGAGCAAGAAGAUGUUCAAGCUGUCCGAGAUGGACCUCAAGUCCGAAUCCAUGAAGGCCGAAGAGGACGAGCUGGACGAGAUCCUCAAGAGCUCCGUGCCAGGUCUGGUCAGUAAGUCUCGCGCCGGGAACGGGCUGGACUUGACCUCCGAACGAAGUGGCCAGGAUGUUUCGGCCGCAGGGCACAAAUUGUUGAUCGAGCCCGGCGUCUUCAACAUGACCAUCUUGCUCCCGCCGUCGUUGACCUUCCUCCAACGUCUCAAGGACGUCGUCCCCACGACCGCCCACAUCCCCAUGAGCACCCUCACGUCCUUCCUGGACGACUUCCUCAUCAACGUGUUCCACCCGCAACUCGAAGAGGCAGUCACCGAGCUCUGCACCCAGUGCAUGAUCGAUCUGGAAGCCUUUUCGGAAGACUCGCAAUGGUCGAAGCAUUCCACCCACCCGGUGUUCAAAGGCACCGUCUCGUUCAUGGGUCUGAUCCGUGCGUUCUCAGGCAUGCUCGGCUCGAUUCCCCAGGAUCAAAUGUUCACGCAGCUCAUCAUCGACCAACUCGUCACGUACUACGACAAAUGCUUCGGGUACUACAAGGCUCUGGUGAGCAGGGUCGUGCCGUCCUCCGCGAACCAGAACGUCAACACUUUGGCACUCAAAGCGGCCGCCGCCUUUGCCGAGUCAGGAGAGGUCCGCGAUGCCGCGCUCGAAUUGCUCGCGCACGAUUAUUCCGGCGGCGCGACUUCCCGAGCCGCCCUCGUCGCGAAAGAAGUCCAGGCCUUGCUGUCUGCGACGAAACAACACCCCCUGUCAUCCUACGACAUCAUCUCCGAUCCAAAGUCCGUCCACCAGCUCUCCCUCUUGUACAACUCGAUGCAGUGGCUCUCUGCCGCCCUAACGCAGAUCCGCCACGUCGAAAGCGGCCACCCCGGUCACACGCGAACGGGCUCGCAGGCCAAAGCUGCUCGACGGUGGACUCUGAUCACGGGCCUCCGGUCCCUCGGCGGCAAGUCACCGAAUCACCCUGGAGCCACGGCGCCCGUCCUCCUACCACUGGGCUCGGAAACAGCUGUCGCGUUCGACGGUACCGUGUCUUCGUUCCGCGCUCUCGCCCAGUCCAGUCUGCUGACUCUGCACAUCGACAUCCGCUGCGGCAUCAUACACCAGCUCUCGCGCACGCUCCGCGGGCCUGGCCCCGAGGCCGAUGCGACCAACAAUGGCUCCACGACAUCGCCCGGCGAACCUUUGAACCGCGACUCGACGACCCUCCCGCCGCUCGGUUCGGGUCUGUAUCCGUACGUGCUGGCUGCGCCGCCGACUUCGGCGUCUCCGUUGAUUCUCGAGUUGAACAAUGACUUGAUUGCCUUUGACUCAAACAUCGCGACUUACCUGGGGUCUCGCGAGAGGGGUUUCAUCCUGACCGGUCUCGCCCGGCUCGUGGACCGCUACAUCGUGAUCGCCGCCGACUCGAUUGGCGUCAUGAACACCAACGGCGCGGAGAGAGUGCGCAUCGACGCCAUGGUCAUCCAGCAGAACCUCAGAGCCGUCCUGGCCAGUACUGCCUCGAACACUCACGCAACGAGGGAUGCUGCUGCAGUCGGCGGUCGAUCUGCAGGUGUCGUCGACGCCGACAAGAGCAGCGUUGCCGCGGGUCUAGGUAUCUCGACCGGGGUGCCAGCCGAAGCCGAAGACGACAACGACGACGAUGAUACUUCGGGCCUAUUGACUUGGUCAUCUCAAUAUUUCAACCUCUUCCUGCAAGGGCCUGACGCCGUGUUGCAGUACGUUCGAGAUUGCAAGGCGCAAAAGAGGGAUGUCGGGUACACGUAUGAUGAAUUGCGGACGUUGGUGGAACUGUGUUGUAGUGCCAAACUCAGGGGGGAGGACCGAGAAGAAAGCAUCAAGGCCAGAAAAGGUCAGCAGGAAAUCUUACUCGCUCUGGGCGAGGUCAUGUGGGAUUCGUAGCAGGGAUUUUUUUUCUUUCCACGGCGGUAGGUAAGUCUUCAAGGCGUUAGGGACCGACGUGUUUGAUAUGUACGUGAUAGGAAGGGAGAUGUGUACGGUGUACGGUACAUGCGCAUGUGCAUGAAUGUGUGUAUACAUUGGGUGAGCGUGUUGCUGCGAAAUAUGAGCGUGUCUUGAAUCUGCCAUUCAUACUGUAAGCUCUCACACUUGAGGAGCCUUUUUAUUUGUUCUAUCCUUGCCAAUGUGGAUUGAUCAUCAUCAUCAGGCGAGUUGAGGUCUGUAGCCAGUACUCGUAGAAG